Molecule: messenger RNA, 3585 nt
Organism: Orbicella faveolata
Lineage: Eukaryota; Metazoa; Cnidaria; Anthozoa; Scleractinia; Merulinidae
Product: SH3 domain-containing protein Dlish-like
Molecular function (GO): protein binding
Source: RefSeq, a predicted model, not a curated record
GUACAGAGUUAAUUCUCUUUGCAUCCCGAAAUCUAUUUUGAAGCUUCUGCUGGCCUCGAAAGCUAGCAUAUCACGUAGGGGCGAGUAUAAACCAUGAAAGGGUGAAAUGACGAAAUAACACUACCAUUAGCCUAAAUGGCACUCAGGUUAGCCUAAAUAUCACUGACUCGAAAGUGUUAGUUCGCAAUAAGUAUAAGGGUUAAUCCUUUAAGACACCUCUUACCCUUAGCGCCAUUUCAUCAUUGGGCCUUUUCGUGUUUUAAACGGCGCGCCCAUAGCGUAGCAUAGCGCUGCGGUCAUAGUAAGAAACCGACUUUAAAGACACCGGCGUUGACAGUUGACCAUAAUAUCAACCAGUGAUAUAGGCGCGAUUUCCGUGUUCUCCAGAUUCGUUGUUUGUGGGCGAGUUUUCCCUGCCGCUGGUGAUCAAUCUAACCAUGAUACUAACGAAUAUUUUGAGCGGGGGAGUGUCAGCCGAAUUGAAUAUCAAAAAAACAAGGUGCCGAAAAGAGAAACGCCACAGAACGUGAUAACUAGAGGUGAACAGAAGGUCAGAUAACAAGGUGCUGACGAUGAAAACAGAAUGUUGACACUAACUACUUCUCACACAAUAUAAUCCGGCUCUUGUGCAAUUUGUUUUUGUCAUUCAUAUUGCCUCUAAACAAAUUGCUAAAUUUUCCCCGCCAUCUCUUAUGCCCAACCCUUCCCUGCGGUAUGAAUAAUGAUAAAAUGGUUGCCCGCAAAGAUCCGAAUUGAGAUCCUUCCUACACCCACUAAAAUUCCCAGAAAAUUCUGGCAUUUCAGAAAAUGAGUCAGCUGGUUUCUCUUGAACACAGAAACUGAGGAUUAGAUAAUAAGAUACUGAAGGUUUUUUUUCGUAGAAAGUUUAGCAAGUAACCCACGAGCUCACAAAUCUGAAUGGUGAAAUCUUCUGUGAUAAACUAUCCGUACUUUCCAGAAGAUAUUAUAAUCUGAUAAGGUCUCUGUCCCAACUUUAUGAAAUUUAUUUUAUGUCUAAUAUGCUGGAUAAACUGAAUAGUUGUAGACUUCACCCAGAGUUGUUCUUCGUUCGUUUGGCUGCUUGUUUUGUCCUCAUUCCCUCAAAGUCAGACCCGCGAAGAGCAAGUGUCAAGGCCCUUGGCCUCUCUCCCCUCCCAUAAGAAAAACUCACAAGGUCUCAUGGGACGAUCAGACAAAGGUACUUCCCAGAGUGCCAUCAACCUCAUUUACUUCACACAUCAACACGCAUUCUUUUGAUCGGCGGUUGAGAGUUGGCUGAUCUUCGAAUUUUCUGCAGCAGUUUUAUCUCACCAUGGCGUUUUUCUGCCCCAUGAGAAUUCCAAGGAGACGGAGAAAACGGUAUCGAGAUGAAGAACAAAAAGACACCACUCGAAAUGGAAAUACUAAGGGACGGAUCACCGGCAGCAACAGUGUGGACUCUCUUGUGGAGGUAGGCAAGGAGGAAGAUGACGUCGAGAUUGAAUUUGAACCUCGCAAAAUGGUUGUCUUACACGAUUUCAUCCCUUGUGUCGAAGACGAGGUCGCCGUAAAGCGAGGCCAACAUGUCAAAGCUUUAUACCAAGAAACAGACUGGAUCUAUGUUAUAACUAACGAUGGUAAAGAAGGAUUUGUACCGUUUACAUACUGUGUUCCAGAAGAAGAAUACGAGAAAAGAAAAGAUAAACAAAAAGGUCUUCAAAGGAAUAAUUUCCGCAACGCCUCGUUCCUCGACUCAUUACAAGUGCAAACAGACCCUACACCGGCGUUUAAUUUUAGGAAAAAUGAUUUUGGUGAUUACGUUGUCAGAUUCGAGUUCACUGCUUGCGACGAGAACGAUAUCAACGCUCAGAAAGGAGACAUAGUUCGUGUACUAAACAAGGACGAUCAAGAUUGGUACUGGGUGGCAAAUAUGAAGGGUGCUGAAGGAUUCAUUCCCAAGGACUUUCUCGUUCCGUACGACAGACUUCAAAAUGGCGAUUCAAGUCCUUCUUCAAUCCAAAAUCUUCUGAAUGGAAGUAGGAGGUCAUUGGAGACUGAAGCUUCCCCGUCACCAACACAAGUAAGAAGUCCUUAUAGAGAAACAACACCAGAUUCCAACAGAUCAACCAAUAGCAGAGGCUCAUCUGCAGAACCUCUGUUAUUAAUCACCCCAUCCUCAAAUCGAAAUGGCUACAGUCCCGUUACUCCCAGUGAUCAAACAGAGUCGUUCCGCCAGCGUCGUAACACCAACGAACUCUUACUCUAUGGCCAAGAACUUGUUUGCACUGACACUUACAUAGGAAGGAGGGUGGAUGAACUAACUGUAAAUAAAGGUGACUGGAUUUAUGCUGACAUGAAACACAAAGAUAGCAGAGGUUGGAUGUGGGCGUAUUCACCAUCAAACAAGACACAGGGCUAUGUACCUAGAUCCUGUGUACGACCUCCUGCAACCACUCCUCUGUGAUGACCAAAUGCAUCUGCUUCGGGGAGGGUCUGAGGGGGAUUGCUGCCUUUCUUCACCAGUCCUUUAUGGAAAUUUGGAAGAAUGAGCAAUAGCUGGUUUGCAAUCAUUCUCUAAGAAUUUAAAUGACAGAGACACUGGUGGCUAUGUUGGAUGCCAGAAAAACUAAAGCUAAAUAGAAAUUCUUUAGUUAACAGUCAUCCGACAUGGUGGCCAUGACAUCAGUUGCAAACAAUCUAGUCAGUAAUAUCAUUCUUUACGCAUAUGUUUGCAGGCGUGUCCACAAAAGUGUUUUGUACAGUACAGAAUAGUUUUGAUACAAGCAGUAUUAUUUCUUUUCCAGAAUCUUUUCUUUAUUGGAUAUGGCUGGAAUUAUUUUGUGAAGAAAUGCUCUAAUAUAUAUAAUACAUGUAUAUAGCAAUUUUAUGCUAAUAUAAUGAAGAACAAAGUAUAGCAUCCAAAUGAAACAAGAAAAUCAUAAAACUAUUUGCACUUUAUUUCACAGUUCUUACAAAUGUUCAUGAAUUAACCACAUGUUUUAAAGUAAUGGCAAUCUGGGUGAUAUGUUCCUUUGUAGAGAAGUUCCAAAGCCAUGUUUUCUUCAUUAGCUAUGACAAAAAAAAUUGAUACUAAAUUGAAGUAAUGUGUCAUAAUUUUUGCAUGUAAGUUAUAGGGCUGUGAUUAAGUUUUGAGUCAACUUUAGCCUUGAUCUUCACACCUUUAAAAAACGUGUUAACUUUUUGGUGAAUUGUAUCAACUAUAGUCCAGUUCACCCAUAACGUCAAGGGUCCAUCAAACAUACUCAGCCUUAGCAGGUAUUACAGGUUACAGCCCUUAAUGACAGCCCUGACUUAUAGGGGCCAUGGAGCCUAGACAAGCAGUCUUUUUUCUAAUACUAUUUGAGCGUAGCUAAUUGCUUGCAGGUUUUAAAGAGUCUAAGAAACCUUUAUAAUGGAAAAGGCCCUAACGGAAUAUUUUAACAAAAUGUACAUUCCAUUUUAUGGAGUCUUGGAAUAGCCUGCAAAUUUGGGCAUAAAUCAUAGCAUUUUGCUUUUUAGACAUUAAGUAACUUUUUCAAUAUUUUUGUCACUGAUUAAAAUUGCCUGUUGUUAUAAAAUGUUUUGACUAGCGUGCAAUGUCACUCA